Rosa rugosa (rugosa rose) is the source of this 531-nucleotide messenger RNA. RefSeq names its product cysteine protease ATG4-like. The transcript has a single exon. The record is from RefSeq and is a predicted model, not a curated record. Gene Ontology annotation, molecular function: protein-phosphatidylethanolamide deconjugating activity. NCBI's taxonomy places the organism in Eukaryota, Viridiplantae, Streptophyta, Magnoliopsida, Rosales, Rosaceae. The coding region runs from base 1 to 531 and encodes 176 amino acids.
AUGGAUGGAUCGUGGACUGCAGCUGUGAUGCGGCGAAUUCACCAGCGCGUAGUUGGAUCCAGCCGUACUGCUGCUAUCUCCUCCACUAGUCAUGUGUGGCUUCUCGGCGUUUGCUAUAAGUUCGAUGAGUCCGAGUCCGCUCCACUUGCAUUCGAACACGAUUUCUCGUCGAGAAUCUUGAUGACGUAUCGAAGAGGAUUCGAUUCGAUUGAGGGUGGGGAUUCCAAGUGUUUUAGCAGCGAUGUGAAUUGGGGGUGUAUGAUUCGGACCAGUCAGAUGCUUGUGGCUCAGGCAUUGCUUUUCCACAGGUUGGGAAGGUCUUGGAGGCGGCUUAUCGACAAGUCUUGCGGCUUGGAUCAAGAGUAUGUUGAGAUCUUGCGUCAAUUUGGUGAUUCCGAAGCUGCGGCUUUCUCCAUCCACAAUCUGAUUGAGGCUGGCAAGGCUUAUAACCUUGCUGCCGGUUCCUGGGUUGGCCCUUAUGCUAUGUGCCGCUCGUGUUUUGGAUGUUCAUCGAUUCCGGCAAGAACCUGA